AUGAAUUCAGACGAAGAAGAUUUUAACGACAUUUACGGUGACACUGAGAAGAAGUCUCAGGAAACUAAGACUGAGAAAGUCAAAAUUGACACAAUGGCUCAAUUGGAUCAAUUAGCUGCUUUGCAAGCCUUGUCAUCUAAUUUGAACAAGCAGAAAGAAGAGGAAACAAAUAAUGAUUUUAAUACUACAACUGCUGUUGGUAGUUCAAAUGAAACCCAAUCAGGAAACGACAAUUCAACCAAUAAUGGUACUGCAGCACCAAUGCCAUGGGAACAAUUACAACAAACUGUUUCUCAAUUACAACCAGAAAAACAAACUGAAUCAGAACAAAGUUCUUCUUCCGAACUUUCAGGCCCGGUUAAAGCAGAUAUAUCGAAGGAUCAUUGUAAAAUGUUUAUAGGUGGCUUGAAUUGGGAAACCACAGAUGAAGGCUUAAAGGCUUAUUUCAGCAAAUAUGGUAACGUCACAGAAUUGAGAAUCAUGAGAGAUUCUGCCACUGGUAGAUCUAGAGGUUUUGCCUUCUUAACAUUUGAAGAUCCUAAAAGUGUCGACGAAGUUGUUAAGAGUCAACAUAUCUUAGAUGGUAAAGUGAUUGACCCAAAAAGAUCUAUUCCAAGGGAAGAAAAGGAUAAGACUGGUAAGAUCUUUGUGGGUGGUAUUGGAUCCGAUGUUAGACCAAAAGAAUUCGAAGAAUUCUUCGCUCAAUUCGGUAAUAUCAUUGAUGCCCAACUAAUGUUAGAUAAAGAUACUGGUCGAUCAAGAGGGUUCGGUUUUAUCACUUAUGAUACACCGGAAGCUGUAGAUAGAGUAUGUUCAAAUAAGUACCUAGAAUUUAAAGGUAGAAAUAUAGAAAUAAAGAGAGCCGAACCUAGACAUGCCCCAAGGGGUUCAGAAGAUUCAUCUUCUGCAAAUGUCAACAAUGACACUAAUCAAUCUUCAAAUGUUCAACCUACUGGUGAUAAUACAGCUCAAAUGACAAAUCCAAUGGGUGCAAUGAACCCUAUGUAUAAUCAAAAUGCUAUGGGUGACUAUUUUAAACAGAUGCAAGAUUAUUAUCAACAGAUGCAGCAGCAAACUGGUAUGGAUUAUACCCAGAUGUAUCAACAACAGAUGCAACAGAUGGCUAUGAUGAUGGGGGGAUUUGGCAUGCCGGGAAUGCAAGGUAUGCCUGGGAUGCCUGGGAUGCCCGAGAUGUCAACUCAAACUCCUAACACAGAAAGUGAUGAACAAAGUCAAACUAGUGAUCCUAAUGUGCAAACUAUAGGUGCAGAACCAGUAGAUGAUUCGUCGUCGUCGCAGUCAAAGGAGGAUGGCACGACGAAAGAAAGCUCUCGUGAACCAGAGUUCCGUUUACCAAAGGGCCCAAGAGGUCCAUCUAAUGGAUAUCCACCAAGAGAUAACGAGCGUGGUAAUUACCGUGGUGGAAAUCGUGGCGGUUCUGACCGUCGUGGAGAUCGUCGUGGUGGUAGACGUGGAGGUUCUGAUCGCCGUGGUGAUCGUAGAGGCCGUGGUGGUAAUGGUCGUCGCCGUGGUGGAGGAGGUAACAAUGGAUACAGGGGCAAUGAAAAUGGCUACCAUCCUUAUGGAAGAGACAGAGAUUAA
Messenger RNA from Maudiozyma barnettii, 1602 nucleotides. RefSeq names its product Hrp1p (gene HRP1). The record is from RefSeq and is a predicted model, not a curated record. Lineage: Eukaryota; Fungi; Ascomycota; Saccharomycetes; Saccharomycetales; Saccharomycetaceae. The transcript has a single exon. Gene Ontology annotation, molecular function: RNA binding. Bases 1 to 1602 code for a protein of 533 amino acids.